Molecule: messenger RNA, 570 nt
Organism: Apaloderma vittatum (bar-tailed trogon)
Lineage: Eukaryota; Metazoa; Chordata; Aves; Trogoniformes; Trogonidae
Gene: APOD
Product: apolipoprotein D
Exons: 4
Coding region: 1-570 (189 amino acids)
Biological process (GO): brain development; tissue regeneration; lipid transport
Molecular function (GO): cholesterol binding
Source: RefSeq, a predicted model, not a curated record
AUGCUGGGCAUGGCACUGCGACUGUCGGUCCUGCUCGGUCUCCUCAGCUUUGGGAAAGGCCAGAUGUUUCACAUGGGACCAUGCCCAGAUCCAUCAGUCCAAGAAGACUUUGAUAUCAACAAGUAUUUGGGGAAAUGGUACGAGAUAGAGAAGCUGCCCUCAAGUUUUGAGAAAGGAAGCUGCAUCCAGGCAAAUUACUCCUUGAAGGAGAAUGGGAAAUUCAAGGUGAUCAACAAGGAGCUGCUUUCCAACGGCAAAGUCAGUGAAGUCGAAGGAGAAAUCAGGCACAUGGAUGUAAAGGAGCCGGCCAAGCUGAGCGUCCGCUUUAACUGGUUCAUGCCUUCUGCCCCUUACUGGGUCAUCUCCACCGACUAUGAAAACUACUCACUGGUUUACUCUUGCACCAACAUCCUCUGGCUCUUCCACAUUGACUACGCCUGGAUCUUGUCAAGAGCUCCCGAGAUGCACCCAGAAACCGUGGAGCACCUGAAGAGCGUUCUCCAGUCCUACAAGAUUGACACCGAGAAAAUGAUGCCCACGGAUCAAGUUAACUGCCCUCCCGAGAUGUAA